Messenger RNA from Symsagittifera roscoffensis, 4500 nucleotides. RefSeq lists its product as uncharacterized. Lineage: Eukaryota; Metazoa; Xenacoelomorpha; Acoela; Convolutidae. The coding region runs from base 84 to 3959 and encodes 1291 amino acids. Gene Ontology annotation, biological process: protein autoubiquitination; negative regulation of centriole replication. The record is from RefSeq and is a predicted model, not a curated record. The transcript has 17 exons. Gene Ontology annotation, molecular function: zinc ion binding; ubiquitin protein ligase binding; ubiquitin protein ligase activity. Gene Ontology annotation, cellular component: aggresome; peroxisome.
CCUAAUUGUUGUGAUAAACUUAUUAAAUAGAUCAUUAUGUAUAAUUGAUGAGUAAAAUUGGUGACUGAGAGGGGUAAAUCAAUAUGGAAAUGGAGUCGUUGUCAGAGGUGUUCCGCUGCUUUAUCUGCAUGGAGAAGCUGUACGACGCCAGACUGUGCCCUCACUGCUCCAAACUCUGCUGCUACCUCUGCAUCAGGAGGUGGCUUACGGAGCAGAGACCACAGUGUCCUCAUUGCAGAGCGGGCCUGGAGUUGCACGAGUUGGUGAACUGCCGAUGGGUUGAGGAGGUAACCCAACAGCUGGACAGUCUGAGCACAAGCAAGAGUGCCAGAGGUGCCGUGGGAGGCACAACUAGUUCCAGAGGCAAGUCGUCAGCCGGAGGAGGCAAUGACCCCUCUACGUCCAGUGGAGAAGGCCAAGACAAAGAUCUCUGUAGCGAACAUCCUGAAAAGCUGAGUGUGUUCUGUGCGACAUGUCGUGCCUGCAUCUGUCACCAGUGUGCUCUCUGGGGUGGCACUCAUUCUGGCCACCAGUUCAAACCCUUGGACGAAGUGUACGAUCAGCAUGUGAAGAGUAUAGACGAAGAGAUCAAUGCACUCAGGAGGCGACUCAUCGAACUCAUCUCUCUCAUUCAGGAAGUGGAGAAAAACGUGGACGGAGUUACGACUGCGAAAGAGGACAGAGUGCGUGAGAUCAGAAACGGAGCUGACAUGAUGGUAUCCAGGCUGGACAGCCAGCUGAAGGCUAAACUGUACACCCUGAUGGGCCAGAAGAACUCUCUGAUCGAAGAAACGGACACCCUGACUGCACUGCUGGCUGGUGUGGAGAAUGACAUGCGAGCUUUCAAGAAGAGUGAGCUGAUAUUCAAGACAAAAGAGAUGCUGAAUAAGUUCAGUCUGGUGUGGAAGAAGCCGAUGGCGUCGUUCGUGACUGCGCCUGUGCCUGCUGAUUUCACAAGUGAACUGGUGCCUAAUUACGACAGUGCUACUUUCCGCAUCAGCAACUUCAAUCAACUCCAGCAGAAGGCGGAUCCAGUGUACAGUCCACCUCUGGUAGUGAAUGGACUCAGCUGGAGGCUGAAAGUGUACCCUGAUGGCAAUGGGGUGGUCAGGGGAAGCUAUCUUUCUGUUUUCCUGGAACUCACUGCAGGCAUACCGGAGACGUCCAAAUACGAGUAUCGCAUAGAGAUGGUCCACCACUCGCAUCCCGACGACAGUCGCAACGUCGUGAGGGAGUUCGCAUCUGAUUUUGAAGUAGGAGAGUGCUGGGGCUACAACAGAUUCUUCCGACUGGACCUGCUGGCAAUCGAUGGGUUCCAUGACCUCCGCUCAGACUGUCUUACGCUUCAGUUCCAAGUCAGACCACCCAAUUUCCACCAAAAGUGCAGAGAUCUCCAAUGGUAUGUCGGUCAACUUCAGCAGAAGGUGGAAGGUCAGAAGCAGCAAUUAUCUGAUUAUAAAGAGCGAUUCAGUUCAGACAGGUGCAGAUCAAUUGAUGUUCCUGAAGGUUCAGAAACUGCCAACUCUAGCAUGUCAAUGGUAGCAUCUGGCGAUAAUCCAGCUGCCGUCGCAGCUCAAUCCUCAGCUGCGGCUAACAAUGUCUCUCAAAAUAACGAGGCCGAAACUACAACGGAAGAUUCAGAAGAAAUCAUAAAUUUAACUCCAGGGACUCCUGCCAUAGCAGAAAAUGAGGAGAAUGAUGUUGACGAGGAAACGAUGUCUGCAGACAAUGACAUUGACCUUGAAACCGCUAUUGGAGCAGUAGGGAUAAGUGUGAGUACUGCCGAGUCACCUAUUGCAAAUAUUGUGCCUCCGCCCCCUCCUGUACUGAGUUCGCGUCCAUCCAGUGCGGGGUUUCACGCGAGUAGGAGAAACAAUCAUGAAGAAAGAGUAAGUGUUACUGGCGACGAUGAAGCAAUAUCUUAUUCAUCGACUAGAUCGAACAGGGAUCAAACUGAGAGAGGGCAGCCAACGCAACAGAGAUCUGGUCGAGGAACUACCAAUAAUUUUGGUUCAACGGAUACAUCGCUUCCUUCUACGUCAGCAUUUAAUAAUGACAACAGCAGAGCAAGCACCGAAAUAGUUAAUUACGACGAAAUGGCGCACGCAGAUCUGCUAAGAUAUGUUGAGAGUCUUAAGUUGAAAGACUCAGCGGCAGCAGCUGUUGCGAGAGAAGCACAUGCUUUACUGGCGUCAUCCAGAGCUAAUAGCUCUUCAACUUCGGUGCAAAAUGACAUUCCAGUCAGCAAUUCGAGACAUUCCUCAGCUGAUGGUCAGAAACCUGCUUCACAGUUUCAAAGUCAGCAACUGAUGUUUGGCGAUUCGCCUCUAGCCGCCAACGGAGCGGCGGCAAGAAGUGACGCAGAUAAUCAACUGACUGCGGAGGCCUUUUGCAGAUAUAUGGACCAGUUGAGUCGCAAUAGUGGAAACUAUCAAGGUUCGAAUAGUUUGCAACAUCCAGGAACCAACAGUGCGCCUUCUUCUUCCUCGACGCACUCACAACAGGAAAUGCUACUUAGUCUGAACUCCUCCCUACAGCAGGUCCACAACUCACUCAUAGACCUCGCAAAUAGCAUGACUUCAACAUCGCCCUCCAACAAUCUGCAAAACAACACUGCUAACAGUCCUGCAGCUCCGGCUGUGAACUCGAUGACGGAGCAACUGGAACUGGCAAUGAGGCAGCAGCAGAAUCACAAUGGUAUCUCUGCUGUCGGCAGCGGGAGUUUUCACCAGCAACAGGGUAGCAGUGGUCAACAGACGGGGACGGGUGCAAUAAGGCGAUCGCAAGUGUCCACUUCAUGUGCUCCUGAUUUCAACAAAGAUCGAUCACUACGAGGUGCAACCAAAAGAGAUCCGACGAGUUUUGUGGACUUCGAGCAUCUCCAGAGCUGCCGAAGUAGAGGGGCACAAUCUGCUCAGAGAAGUCGAUGGCGAGAAAAAAGUCAUCCAGUAGGACGAACUUCAUUGCCUCAAAACAGCGAUGCCAAUUGGCGAGACGAAUUGACAGUGAGUCCUAACUCCUCCGCGGAUCUGAACAUCUCAAUGCAGGCAAUGACCAGCCAAAAGCCAAUUCCUGCAGGCAGCGCCAGUAACUUCUCAUCUAAUAACGCCUUUAAGUUAUCACAGAUGUUACAGCGUGCCUCUAUGGGUCGAGGACCUCGCUACUCUUUAAACGCGUCUGGAAGUAGUUCUCAGGGUGAAGGGUCAAUGAGGUCUCAGUUUGAGGCAAAUAUCCGAUCGGCACGAAGUCAUAGAAUGCCCUCGGCAAGCGAUGAUCAGUGUAGCGGAAGCGCAGAUGACAACAACGACGACGAAUCUGUGAGUAGCAUGAGCGAUAAUGAGAAUACUGAAAUGACUGAGGCGGUUGCGGUCAACAUUCGAUCGAGACGCAAUCAGUUGGAUGUGGAUGUAAUCUCAGGGCGUGGUCAAGGACAAAGUCAGGAACGAAUUCGAUUGCCAGAUUUGAUGAGCAGCCAUGAAAGUAAUGAUUUUGGAACUGCUCGUACUUUACAAGCUACGAGUGUAGAUCACGAAACAAUGAUACUGAGUGACGAAGAGGAUGAUGACGAUGACGACGGUCAUCCACAAGUGAGUCAUCUCAAUAUAGAGAAUGGAGAGGGAGUGGCGCGUUCGUCUCUCAUGGGGGGAUACGACGUGGACGAGGGAGAUGAAGACGAUGACGACGACUACAGCACAGAAGACGAAGAAGAGAUUCAAGGCCAACAAGAAGUAAGAGCUCAGCAAUACUCUGGACCAUCGAGAUUUCCUGUGAAAUCAGCCAGCAACAAUAUAAUGCACAGGCAACAACAGCCGAACAGGGCAGGUCAAAGCAGCCACAGUAGCGGAGACCAGACAGCUGACCACACGUCAUCCCAGGCACAAAACGAUAAUGACGCAGUAGAGGCGACGACCAAUGUUGAUGCUGAUGUCGAAUCAUCAGUCGAACAAGGGCCUAAUUAAACUUAAACUCGUUCAUUGAAACAAACCAUCCAUAGCAUGUAAAUUUUUGAGUGUUGUAGAUCAAGGUCAAAUUGUCUCUAGCUUAAAAUGACCUACAAGCUUUGAAUUUCCGGUCAAGAGACUAAGCGAGGAGGUUGCAUUCUCGGAAGCAUGUUUUUGUCAUUUUUUCAAUUGGAGCUUGAUAACAUUGUAUCUAAAUAGGUCAAUAUUGAGAUGUAUUUACGCUGAGUUAUGCAUUGGCAGGUUCCAUUGGUAUUGAGUCAUGAUAAUGUAAAUGGUUACAGAUUGUAAAGUUGUCUCUCUUAGCUAUACUGGUGACGCGCUAAGUAUUUGGUAAAAAAAGAGAGCGCUAACUCCCUGAAGUAUCGAUUUCUAAUGCAAGAAAAAGCACAAUUCCAAUAUUAAUCUUGAUAGUCUGAGUAAAUAUUGUUGACAGCUGCCUUUAAUUCAAUUUAAGCUGUAAAAUAUUUCAUUGUACAUUGUAGAGACCUUUUAACGCUAACGCGUGCGAUGGUAAAUUUAAUUCAAUUUUUUCAUGUUU